Messenger RNA from Hymenoscyphus albidus, 3798 nucleotides. The record is from the annotation of a GenBank genome assembly. NCBI's taxonomy places the organism in Eukaryota, Fungi, Ascomycota, Leotiomycetes, Helotiales, Helotiaceae.
AAAAAACUCAACAAACACCAGGCUUCUCAAUGUCGAUCAAGGUGAGUAAUAAGUCAGCUACCUCUAUAGCUCUAUAUUGAAAUGUCUGCUGGCUCGAUUCCUGAUCACUCCUUGCUCUUGAGAGCAAGUGCUUCUGAGAAGUGAAAUGCGGUCACAAAAGUUGAGCGCGUUUGCUAUGUUUAUUGCGUGUUUAUUGCGUGACCAAUAUCAAAUCAAUACCUGACUGGAUUCUAGCAUGUUCACACCCUCAACCCGGUGACAGCUCUUGAAUUUUAUACCGCUGGCGUUGAAAUCCGCCUUCUAUUGGCCGCCGAGGGGUCAUUUCUGAAGGUCUUUAAUGCGGAAAAUUCAGAACUGAUAUCUCAGUGUGAAGUAUUCCAUGAGCAAACUAUCCAUGGGAUUGCCGUCAACAGAGGCUCUCAAGAAAGUGGCUUGGAACUAGUCAUCUGGGGCGGGAACAGUUUGAUACUGCUUAGCAGGCUUGAUUUUGAGCAAAUUCUGCAUGCAAGCGUUACGAGUACUGCUGGUAGAGCCGUGAAGGUUUCGGAUUGGAUUCUGGACGUGGCAAUAUGGGAAUCAUGUUGUGUGCUUGUGACUGCUCACAAUGCUCUUCUUAGAGCCAGCUUCGACAAAAAUCAUCGACCUGUAAUAGAGGAUCUGCCUUCGCCAUCAGAGUCAAUCUUGUACUCCGCACACGUGGUUUGGGAUACCCCUGAGCAGAUUUUGGUGGCAGCAGGAACUGUUUUUGGGGAGAUCAUAUACUGGAGAGGUUCUGUUGCUGAGAAUGGCUCAUUCGGAGACGUUCAAACACUCUUCACUUUCACUGGACAUGAAGGAUCAAUUUUUGGCGUCAAUAUCUCGCCAAUUAUCGUUGGGCAUGGGAAUGAGCAAACCAGACUUUUAGCAAGUUGUAGUGACGAUCGCGCUAUUCGAAUUUGGGAUUUGGCAGAGGAUGCGGAGAAGAAAGGAGUGGGUGAAAAGUCCACUUUACGAGAGACAGGAUUUGGGGAGAAUGAACGGGAUGCGGGAACCAAUUUUCCUGAUGAAAGAUGUCUUGCUAUGGUUAUGGGUCACGCUUCGAGGAUAUGGGGAGUCAAAUUUCUUGUUGGAAACUCCAAGGAUCUUGGGUUUCCUCUCGUCAAUGUUCUGUCAUUGGGUGAAGAUUCUACUGCUCAACAAUGGUCACUAGAACUCGCAGAACAAGUUGACUCUGACGUAGAAAUGGGUGGGGUUGAACCCGUUCUCAAUUCUGGCAUGAAACAUACUGCGAAACUUAUCCAUGUUGAUACAUAUGCCUUUAACAGUGGUAAGCAUAUUUGGUCAUCGGGGUUGGUGCCUGAAGGUAAUGGCAUUUUUCAUAUUGCUACGGGUGGAGCGGAUGGCAAGAUAUCCAAGUACGAUAUAAAGUUGGCCAGAAAAGGAUUCUCUGCCACAGAUGCAUAUACCCAAGACAGCGAGGCCACGAAUGAACCUUCUGAUAGUGAUGUGUCACUAAGUGCGUGGGAUCUUGAAGAAGUCCUCAACCGAUUUUCUCUACAUGGAUCAGAUAAUAUGACAACAUUACAACCAGCUCGAGCUGAGGUUAUUUCAGACCCUGAGCCUAUCCUCGAUUCAAUCUCCGACGAAAAUCCACCGAAAAGGAAGAAAAAGGCAAAAAAAGUACACAAGGACGCUUUUAAUCGUUACGCCUUUGUCACCACAAGCACUUUCAUAACAACCACUACCUUUGGGCGUGUAUUAACGGGCCAACUUGGUGUCUCCACGAUUUGGAACGAGAUAUUCUUGCCACAAUCAGGAAAAGACGAUUUGAGGUCAUAUUCUAUUGUCGAAGGAUUCCCUGAGCUUUCUACGGCAUUUCUUGCUGGGGAUAAUGGCAACAUAUAUUCUUAUCAACCAGGAAACUUGAUUGGUCAAAUUGGAAAGGUUGACGGCAAGGUUGCCGAUAUGUUCAAAAUCCACGAUAUCCAAGCGAAUACUUAUUGUCUGCUUGUUACUACCCUCUCAACUAAAGUCGCCACAUUGUUCUCGGUAAAACCAAUGGCUGACCACACGAUUCAAUACACUCUUCCCGAUGAAUUUGUGGUCACAGCAGGUGGGAUGUACAAUGGUAUGCUAAUUCUGGGCUCGCGUAAAGGUUCCUUAGCUGUUUAUCAUCCGCAAAAUCCGGAACAACCUGUAUGUACAUGGAACGACCAGCGGUUUAGCUCAGGAGAUUCAUUCACAACUAUACUCGUCCUUCCUCCACCAACGGAUAUACCCGAAAAAAUCUACAUUUUAACCACCGGUAGAAAUGGAGUAUAUUCGAUAUUCUCUUUAGGAUUCUACAGCUCGAAUGAAGGACUAAGCGGGGAGAUACAUCCAGUUCAUUGCGGCACUCCAUCAUUCGGACCUAUGAUUGAGGCAGCAUGGUUCGAAGACGGAGAUCUAAUUCUAUAUGGUUUUAAAAGUAAGAACUUUGUCGCAUGGAACGAAACCAAGCAGUAUGAAAUCACAAGCGUAGACUGUGGUGGAGCUCAUCGAAGUUACGCAUACUCUGCUCUCAGUAAUUCGGCAGGUGCUGGCCAUUUCGUUUACACCAAAGCUUCAAAGCUAUACAUCCAUUCACAAUCCAAACCUUCACACGAGAUCAUCAAACCAGGUGGCCAUGGACGGGAAAUAAAAACAACAGCCAUCUCUGGCGACAAGAGGUUCAUCGCAACAGGAGCAGAAGAUACAGCUAUUCGGAUCUGGCAAUAUACAGAGGACUCCAACGCCGAGCUAUCCCCUCACUUCAACAAUCUAGCCGUAGUCCAAAGCCACACAGCAGGAAUCCAACACCUCCAAUGGCACAACUCAACCUACCUCCUCAGCAGCGGUGGCAACGAAGAAUUCUUCAUCUGGAGCAUCUCCACCAUCCCCUCCUUCGGCAUCGGCGUAAUCUGCGAAGCCAGCUGUCCAGACCCAAGCGCCGACCAAGAUCUACGAAUCAUGAGUUUCGACGUAACAUCCUGUCCCAUCCAUCUCUCACCAGACGGACAAGAAAGUCUACUUCUAAGUCUCGCCUACUCAGACUCCACGAUUCGGUGCUACAUCUACAACAAAUUCACCGGCUACAUCCUCAUUGGAACCGGGAACUACACGUCUUCCUGUCUAACCCAAAUCACCCACCUCGAUAUCAAGAACGACACCGUCUGUCUCCUAACCGCCUCAACCGACGGCCGAGUCCCAAUCUGGAAUCUGCCCCUUAUACACCAAUUCAUAGGCGAAGACUUGGACAUGGAGAAUAGUUUCCACCCCUCACCUCCACGGUUAGAAAUGAUCUCAACCUCCAAAAUCCACCAAAACGCCAUUAAAUCCCUAGAUGUCCAGACACACGGAGGAUAUAUAUUCGUCGUUACGGGUGGUGACGAUAACGCCCUUGCCAUCUCUAUUUACCAAUCUUCAAAUAUGGGCGCUAAACCGCAAAUCUUCAUCUUGAGGAAGGCGCACGCGGCUGCUAUCACGGGGAUCUCUAUCCUUCCGAGCUCUUUCUCUUCCGACUCCUUGGAUAUAGGAGAGGGGGCGUUCCGGGUCGUUUCCGCGAGUAAUGAUCAGAGAGUUAAGGAGUGGGAGGUUUCUGUUGCUGUUAGGGAAGGAGAUGGGGGCCUUGAGGUAAGGAUUAGGAAUUCUGGCGAUGUGUUUACGUCUGUGGCUGAUGUGGGGGAUUUGGCGGUGCUUGGUGGAGGGGGGGGAAGAGGGGACGACAGUGUGGGUGUGGGAGAGAGAGUUUUGGUUGUGGGGAAUGGGAUGGAGGUUUGGGGCGUUGGGGGGGUGUUUUAG